Chara braunii is the source of this 3478-nucleotide messenger RNA. The record is from the annotation of a GenBank genome assembly. NCBI's taxonomy places the organism in Eukaryota, Viridiplantae, Streptophyta, Charophyceae, Charales, Characeae.
GUAAGGCGUCGACGCGGCUGAGGUUACUGCCGUGUCUGCUAAUGGCGCACAGCGAGAAGGGCAAUCCGCCGUCGGACGAUGGAUCAGCUACUGCUGCUCCUGCGGCAGCAGCAGGAGGGGAGGCGGGGGGUUCGGGAGCAGGCUCGGCAGCACCGCCACGUGGCAAUGCGGUGAGUGUGGUGGCAAUGGCAAAAGGCGAAGGUCCAAUCAUGGUUAUGAUGGCCAAGAGGAUGAGAGCUUUGAGGAAGAAGCUCGACAAGAUUACAAGGGUGGAACAGGCCAAGGCAGAGGGCAAAGCGGUGGACAAGGACCAGGAGCAGCUGAUAAAGUCGAAACCCGGUGUGGAGGCGUUGAUUGAGGAGUACGAGAGGCUAAGGCAGCCGCUUCUCACGGCGUUGAAAGAAGAGCUGACGAUCAAAGAAGCCGAGAUCCAAGAGUCUUUGGAGGCACAGAGAAGAGAUGAGGAGGCGGCAGCUGCCGCCGCCGCCGCGGCGGCAGCUGCAGUUGCUGCGGCGGCGGAUGCGGUCGAGGAGGUUGACGAGGUAGAAGGAGACGCCUCCGUCGUCGAGGCAGCAACUGCCGUGGCAGCGCCAGAUGCGACAGCGGCGGCGGCAUCUUCCGAGGCUGAAGAUGAUGCAGACGCUGGUGAUGGAGCCGACGCUGAAGAUCGAGGAAGGGAGAGCGAUGGCCAAGAGACCGUGGAAAACCGCGAUGCGGGUCAUGUCCUUCCGGGGGUGGAGGAUCGGAACGUGUACGAAAGCGUGGAAGGAUUAACUGCCACGUCAGAUGAGAAGGUCCAUAGCCAUCCGCCGCCUCACCUCAAGCCCCUCGAGCCCGAGGAACUGGUGGAUGUCCUACAGCUCAUCUACUUCGCGCAGCUGUUUGACGUGAGAUCGCAUGCGCAGGCUCCCAGUGUCGUAUGGAGCAAGGUUCAUGAGCGGAGCUCGUGCUUGUCGUAUGAUUACGUGCGUGAUGACGCAUCCUCGCCGUUGGAUGAGGCAGAUCUUGAUUGCAUCUCCUUGAUGGGCAAUCUCGUUACCUCACGGCCGCCCAACGUGGCACUAAGUCACAAAGAUGCCCUCGAUAGAUGCCUGCAAUUUGUCAAGCAUUGGUUGAACUCCUCAGAAGAUUAUGUCGAGAUCGGGGAAUACAGAAUGACAUAUGCUCAUCUGAAGGAUCGGCUAAACAGGGUGCUGUCAUCGGAGUAUUAUACAAUGAUACCAGAGCUUCAGACUGUGAAUCAAGACACUGCGACGGCAGCAGCAGCGGCUGCUGCGGCAGCUGCUGCUUCGUGGACUGCUGCUGAGAAUGCGAACCUUGAGGUUGCCGUCGAGGUCCCGGCGCCGCCUCCUGCCGUCGUUCAGCAGCAGCCGCAAUCGCAGCAACCGCAACCCCAACAGCAGCAACAGCAACAUCAACAGCAGCAGCAGCAGCAGCAACCUGUGUUGCCGAAUCCUUCUCCCGUGGAGCAGGCCCCUCCUCCCGCAUUUUAUCCUCCGAUGCAGUCCAUGGUAUUGGCUGCCAACCCUCAGUCGGUGGCGCAUUCAUAUGUGCAGGAGCCGCAGCACACGACGCAGACCGCGUUUUACCAGCCCAGAGGGGAAUUUGUGCCACAGCAGCCUGUAGGUGACAUGAAUACAGCUGCUGCCAUGGCUGCAGCGGCAACAACGGCAGCAUCCAUGGCCACAAUUCCUGUAGGCUCCCCGGAGUUGCAGCCAGGAGCAGCAGCAUCUCAGCAGCAUUUCAUGGUUGCGGACACACAGUAUGGAAGCCAGGAGAGUCAAAAUCAAGUGGUGGGUGUUGCGGGAGAACCAGCUGCACCAGCAGGCAUUCCUCAACAAUCACCUCAUCCAGCGAAUGCAAAUUAUAUGGGACCAGGUAUGCCGCAAGGUGGGUAUGGGUAUCAGCGGCCUGGUGGCGGGAUGGGCAUGGGAAGAGGAGGGAACCGAGCACCGUACAUGCGAGGUGGGGGAAUGUUUGCAAAUGGGAGGGGAGGACGGCGUGGUGGUAGAUUGGGCGGUCGAGCAGGAGGUGGUUUUUAUGAUAGAUUUGAUGGACAAGGCAAUUCCUAUGGUGGUGGCCGAUCAGGUGGGGGAAGGGGGAGGGGUGGACGUGGAGGCGGGGCUGGAAGGGGAUCAAUGAAUGUUGCUGCUGCACCCAUAACUGCAGUGCAGACUGCAGGUGUUGCCUGAGUUGCAGCGGCUUGUCGAAAUCUCUGAGAGUUAAUUUGCUGUGUGUGGUUGAGGUGAGGUGUGGUGGGAGUUGGAGGGGGAGAGUUCCUUUGGGCAUUGUUGUCAGGAAAAGGGACAUCUUGUAGCUCCUGUCGUUCAUCCGUUUUUAGUUCAGUUUUGGUACCUGCGGAUUUUUUGCUGCUUUGUCAUCCUCUGAUGCCAUGAGUUAGUGAUCAAUGGCUUGGAAAAGAGAGAGAGAGAGAGAGAGAGAGAGAGAGAGAGAGAGAGAGAGAGAGAGAGAGAGAGAGAGAGAGAGUUGGAGAUGAAAUAAGGGUGGAAUGUGUUAUCUUUUACAGGUGAUGAUGGGAGAUUACUUUCUUCCGUAUAUGCAGCUAUCAUCUCAGAGAAUCUUUGUAUUGUUAUUGCUCAGACAGAUCUCCUCUUCUCAGAGACCAGAGCUACGAAGCCUUGUUUCAGGGGUAACCAUUGUGUUCUCCAAUUUUUGGAUCUAUUCGCAUGCAUUGAAGAGUAUAGUGUUGUCCUUGGGUUGCGUUUCUGUUCCAGUGAGAGUUUGUGUGACUCGUGACAAAAGUUUUAUGUUUUCUGCGUGUGCACUUGGCGCUUGACAAACUCUCCGCCCCCAUCUUAUGUAGCACCAGACAUGUAAUGAUGGGUGACUAGGAGUGAGUCAGGACAGGGGAAGCGUGCCAAACACUCUGUUGUGAGGGUAUGUUUCUACUCUUGUACUUGGAUGCUGUUCUUCCGUUGUCCCCUCUGGAAUCACACUUCAGUGCAGAACUUUGAAAGGCCUGUUUUUUCGGGGACAGAGAGGGAGGAGGUCCCUCUGCUUUGUGUAAAUAUCUUGCUUUGGUUUGACAACUGGCUAAUAUCGGUGUCGUCGCGGUGACCACCUCUGAUCUUGACCUGGAACGGCAUGCGGAUUUCUCUCGAAGGGCAAUCAAGUUUUGAUGUCCUCUCCAUUUCACUGCUUCAGCAAAAAAUCUCUAUGUUCAUUGUGUCGUUGGUGGAGGGCGUCUGUCCUUUCUCACUCCAGCCUUUAAUACGUCUGGACUUCGUUUGCAUGACUUUGCCCUGCGGAGUUUGUGGAUGGUCUGAUUGAUAUUUCACAGAACUCUUUGGUGGUGGCUGUUGUACUCUUUCUACCUAUUUCUCUACUUCCACUGCUGGUUUUGUAUAUUUAUGACCUUUUGUCUUUCUUGUGACUAUAUACACUCGUUUCUAGCCAAUUGUCAUACUGUUUUUGGGAUUGAACAUUCUAGGACUGUAAAUGAAAUGGAGAUGACUAU